This is a messenger RNA of Mya arenaria, 1947 nucleotides long. RefSeq lists its product as uncharacterized. The coding region runs from base 136 to 1947 and encodes 603 amino acids. Lineage: Eukaryota; Metazoa; Mollusca; Bivalvia; Myida; Myidae. The transcript is spliced from 4 exons. Gene Ontology annotation, molecular function: nucleic acid binding; zinc ion binding. The record is from RefSeq and is a predicted model, not a curated record.
UAUUAGUGCGCGGUUUAAUCGGGUGUAAAAGUCAGGUGACCAAUGGCUAUUGGUCGGCGGUUUAGGCGGGAUAAUGGUCGUGGCGAUUAGUUCUAUGCUCGACAGCGAUCUGAACGGUCAACUUUUGCUUGAAACAUGGCGACGUCCGAAAUGUCAGAUGUUAUGGACAAAAGGAUUGAACAAAAAAUCAUGGAAGUGAUGAGGACAAACAACCAGGAGUUACUCGGAAGCAUCAGCGGGAUGAUAUCUAAGAUAAGUGAUAAACCCUCGUCUUUACUUGACAUUCCUAAAUUUAAAAGGAAAAGUAACGAGGAGCAGUACAAGAUUAAUUCUAGGGUAUUAGAGAAAAUUGAAACGGCAGGGUCGCACGUACAGGCGCAAAAUUUAACCGCCGCACACGAGGCUAUUGUUCAAGCUACUGAAUUGCUGAAACACCGCCAGAAACUGGUGCUUUUGGCCGACACGUCCGAGUUGGGUUGGCGUGUUGUUUCGGAGUACGAGGCCAAUCCCAUUGCAGACGACAGCGAUGACGAGAAGCGCAUAUACAAGGCCGAAGCUCGAGCCAGUAGGAAGGCCAAGUCGGACAAGAAGCGGCCGCGUAAGAACUGGCCGUAUCGCCGACCGGAACAGCAGCCGGGAUUACAACAGGCGUUGCACAUCGCACAGACGAGCAGGCAGCGUCCCGGAUUGUGUUUCAUGUGUGGGAAAUCUGGCCAUUGGAAAAUGGAGUGCCCGCAGAACACAAGCCAGCAGAAUAACAAGAUAAGUAGUUUUAUGAAUUGCUUGGUUACUGACGUAAAAGAUUCAGGUACGAAUCAUCCGGAACCUACUCAAGCGGAAGUGGAGAGGCAAGUAAGUCCUUCUAUAGACAUCAACCCUUUAAAAGAAGAUAGGGUGGAACCUAGCAUAAAUGACGUAACUCCAGUCGGUAGUUUAAAGAAACACCUAAGUAAGUGGUCGGAAACGUCCGACAAUCAAUACAUUUUAGAUGUGGUUGCCAAUGGUUAUAAGUUACCAUUUAAGGUGAUUCCAGAGAGAAUCGAGAUGAGAAAUAAUAAGUCUGCAAGGGCUAAUCCCAGUUUUGUAGAGGGAGAAAUUGCUUCCCUGGUUAGAAAGGGUGUCGUUUCAGAGGUUAAGGAGAAACCUCAUAUAGUGAAUCCUCUUACAGUAGCGUAUAAUAGAAAUGGUUUACUAGUUGAUGUGGUAGUGACGUCAUCAGAUGACGAAACGGAUUGCAGCUCACGCACAGACUGGGUUUGCGAUGGUUUGCUCUCGGAAAAGAGGUAUUUUCAGAAUAAUUGCUUAGUUUAUUCGAACAUAGCCCCAGGAAAUGGGCAGGUGCGCUCAGAAAGCGCGAGACCGGUUGAGUCUCAGAGGUAUGCUCCCGGAAGUGGGCAGGUGCGCUCAGAUAGCGCGAGAUCGGUUGAGUCUCAGAGAUAUGCUCCCGGAAGUGGGCAGGUGCGCUCAGAUAGCGCGAGGCCGGUCGAGUCUCAGAGGUAUGCUCCCGGAAGUGAGUAUGUUCGCUAUGUUAGCGAGAGACGGUUUCCGUCUCAAAGACAUGUUCCCAUAUUCGAGGCUCCCGAAUGUAUUGGCUUGAGACAAACGCUAAAACGAAAGUUCGAGGAAGCCGGGGCGAUUAUUGACAAUUCUGAACAUGUGGUCGACAGAAUGGCAAGCCACCUUUUAGCUGCUAGGGCGGACAACACCGUUUUGAAAUAUCACCACCAAGCAAAGGGAUUUAUAGACUUUUGUAUAGAGAAAGGAUUCGAAUAUAGACCAGCGCAUUCCAUUCAUAUUGCAAUGUAUUUAUCAUCAUUGAUAGACAAUAACAAAUCUGCCAGUGUUAUUUCGGCAGUGUUUUAUGCCAUCAAGUGGUACCACUCUACAACGGGCGUUGGCUGGCCCUAUCCCUUGAGAUCCUCUGACCAGUUCGGCUCAGACGGCUAA